Messenger RNA from Nematostella vectensis (starlet sea anemone), 6162 nucleotides. Its product is annotated as ribonuclease 3. The coding region runs from base 325 to 4896 and encodes 1523 amino acids. The transcript has 39 exons. Gene Ontology annotation, cellular component: nucleus. Lineage: Eukaryota; Metazoa; Cnidaria; Anthozoa; Actiniaria; Edwardsiidae. Gene Ontology annotation, molecular function: ribonuclease III activity; double-stranded RNA binding. Gene Ontology annotation, biological process: primary miRNA processing; regulation of gene expression; rRNA processing. The record is from RefSeq and is a predicted model, not a curated record.
ACACGUGGUUAGAAUUCACGACUGUUGAUUGGUCAAAUGUUUUUGAUUCAAGAUGGCGAAUGUCCCGCGCUAAACUACCGCAAUGUUUGCUCUGCGUAUGUGCCCGAAGUCCAGAAGCUUUUAUCCAUUGCUAUGUUGUAAAAAAGAAAGCAUUGCGUUGAGAACUGUUUGACAAUGUUGAUGCACAGUCUAAAAGCGUAAACUUAGUAUUAAAGGUAAAAUGCCCCUCGUAGUACUGCUCACGAGCAUUCAAAACAAGGAAUUGCGCGAGAACCUCUCAACACAAGAUCUCAUUUCUAGUGUGUUUCCACUGUAACAAAAGAAAUGUGGAACCAAAACAACGCAAGGCCAAACCUUCCUUUCGCUGACUUCGUCCCGGGAUCUCAAGUACCAAAUCUUCAGGAGCAGAUGCAUCAAGCAUUUCAAUUCAAUCCCAUGAGAACCCCUUACAUGGGUGGUUGGCACUCACAACCACCAAUGCAUGUUCCUCAAAACGAACCUUACCUAUCUGGACAUUUUCCUGGCCAUCAUAGCCUGCCCCGCAUGACACAAGAAGUCCAGAGUGUCCCUGGUCAAGGUCAACCUAUAGCACAGCCAUAUAAUCCCCCUAAUUCUGGAAUAACACCAAUGGUUAUGGAUACUGAUCCAGGGUAUAACACAGGAGCUCAGUAUGGGUAUAAUUCUGGCAAUUUUGGCCCAAUGGGGGACCAAGGCUUGGGACCACCUGGUACAGAAGAUGUGGGCCAGAAUUAUGCUGUCUCGUCUGCGAACUUACACUUAUUACCUGGUUAUCAGAAUUCACAAACAAGCAGCUUCUCGGAGACCUACUCUUCACAUACUGCACUAGGUUCUAAUUCAGCGACGCGGCUGCCAGAUGUCUGCAAUCAAGUUUGUCAACGGUUUGAUGAGAUUAUUUCAGAGUGUCAGCCUAUGACAGGGGUGGUUGUUGAUGUGGCACGUUCCAGAGAGGCUGCUGAAUCAAAUUCAUCACACAUCAGUAAAAAAUACCACAAGAGUAAUUCUUCCAGUCCCAACAAAAGAAAGCAAAGCCCAAGAACUUCACGUUUGAGUCCUAGUCAUACAAAGUAUGCAGGAGUACCGGAUAAAUCUAGAAGCAACCAUCAUCAAAGUCCUUACAAAGCCAGCUGCGAGAAAAAAUUUGAUUCAGACAAAGAAAGAAAGGACACACAUUACCGCCAAAAAAGGAAACACAGGAUAGGAGCUGGGGAAUGUUCUAGUUCAAAAGCAAGAAAACCCCACAGUGAUCUAGUACCCAACAAGUCACAAGCAGACCAAAGGAGAUCCAGCGUUGGCCCAAGUAGUACCCACAAGUCACAGGCAGACCAAAGGAGUUCCAGCAUUGGAUCAAGGGAUACCCAAAAGCCACAGGCAGACCAAAGGAGGUCCAGCAUUGGCUCAAGUAGUACCCACAAGUCACAUGCAGACCAAAGAAGGCUUAGCGACAGCCCAAGGGAUACUCACAAAAAUAACAGGAGAAGAACCUUUAAAGGAAGUGAUAAAGAUGACAAAAACCACAGAUCACUCAACCUCCGUAGCUAUUCACCUCCACCACCUGAUAGCAAAAGGAAAGUCAAGUUUAUUGUACCAGAAGAUUGUUAUACAAGAGUCAAAGGCACUCCUUCUCAAUCCACUGUGACUGGAACAAAAAAGCUUGAAAACCUCUAUGCAGCAUUUGAGGAAAAGAUCUUACAGCUCAAGUCUAGCCCUGUUGAUAUGCUGCCAGGGCACGAUGAUCCAGCAGCAGUACAUUCUGAUUCGGAUAAAAGUGACUUUGAAUCAGUCACAGAUUUCUGUGAUGUGUUUUCUGCGGAUGAGUUGAGCUGUAACAGUGAUUUAGAUGAUAAGGGAGAUGAUGAGAGUAUGAGCUCAGAUGAUGAGAAGCAUAGUACUGGCCCAUCACCACCACAAGUGAAAGAACGGAAGUUAAACGAUCCAAGGCGACUUCACAAAGACCUGUGGUUCAACGAGAAGGGAGAGACUAAUGAAGGCCCGGUGUGUAGAUGUAGUGUGAAGGAGAAGAUGACAGGGAUAAGGCAUGCUGUAUACCCUGGAGAAAUGGAAAUACCUAGAUGUGACCUUCUUGGUAAUAACAGCAGUAACCUCCACCACUACUGGGUGACUGUGACUCCACAUGCUAAUUUUAUGACAGAUCGACCAACAAUAAUUCAGCACAAGGGAAGAGAAUUUGUGUUUGAAGGUUUUUCACUUCUCUCUCAUCAUCGAUUGAACAAGGUCCCACCUUGCUCCCUUAUCCGCUACAAUAUAGAAUACGAGAUCCACUUUAUUGAACAGCCUGUUCCUAAGAAUUUCUGCAUCAAAGGGCUAGACUUGUUUUCAGACUUUUUGUUUGACAAAGUUCUUGAGCUACAUGAUUGGGCAUUGAAAGCUGAUAAUCAGUGCCCGAGGUUCCACUUUCUACCGAGAUUUGUCUUCAGGAGAAGUGAGAAAGAGCAUGGUUUUGAGGUUGAUGAAUUGCUCUCUAUGGACAAGGUUUUGGCACACUUGAUGGAUAGCUACAAGCCUCUCAUCCAGCCAACAGACCUAAAUCUGCCUGCCAACAAGCAUAUAGAGCUUUCUAAAUCCUGCCGCAACCAGAUUGUUACUAGGCCCUGUAUGAAACCUGCUGCUUUUCGUGUGGAUCAUAUUGAAUUCAGCAGUGCUGAUGACACCAGAACUUCUGGGCGAUAUCCAUAUAUUAUCCAUCAUGGUAUCCGCCCAGUGCAGAUGAGCUAUGUGGGAAAUCCAAAGUACCAGAAGCUCUGGAAGUCGUAUGUUAAACUGCGAAACACCCUUGCCAACAGACCGUCAGGGGCAAGCCGUGAGGAGCAGAACCAACUCGUCCACAUGAAGAGCCGCUUGCAAAUGCUGAAAGUGAACAGCUCUAUGCGCCGUGACUUUCGUGCAAGAUUGAACAGCCAAGGUGUCAUGGCAACAGGAAUCCACUCGGACGUCUGUCAGCAUGCUAUGCUACUUCCGGUUCUAGUGCACCACAUCCGGUAUCACACCUGCCUCAGAACGCUGGAUGCCAAGCUUGGCUACACCUUCAAGGACCGAAUGCUGCUACAGCUGGCUCUGUCACACCCGUCCUACCACUUGAACUACGGCAUGAAUCCCGACCAUGCUCGCAACAGUCUGUCCAACUGCGGCGUCAAGCAGCCGAGGUACGGCGACCGCCGCAUUCACAACGUCCACAGCAAGAAGAAAGGUAUAACACAUUUGGUCCGUGUGAUGGCGAACUUGGGAAAGGUGGAGGAAGAUAGAUCAAUGUUCGAAGAUAACAAUGGCAAACUAGCUCUUAUAAAGCAUCCGGGUGCCAAGGAUAAACGACGCAGGCAGACAGUUCACAGUUCAGGAAAAGCAUGGAUCCGUCACAAUGAGCGGCUGGAGUUUCUUGGAGACGCUGUCCUUGAAUUCAUCUGCAGCAAGCAUCUGUUCUAUAUGCUACCUGACAUGGAUGAGGGGCACCUUGCGACAUUCAGAUCCGCCCUUGUGCAGAACCGACACCUGGCGCUCCUGGCCAAGAUGCUCGACCUUUCUGACUACAUGCAGUUCUCGCACGGACCCGACCUGUGCCAGGAAGACGACUUGAAUCAUGCCAUGGCCAACUGCCUAGAGGCAUUGCUUGGUGCAGUCUAUUUAGAAGCUGGUCUACAAGUAGCAACAGAACUCUUUUCGAGACUUGCAUUCACGGAACAGGACUUGUAUGACAAGUGGAUGGAGCUGCCAAAGCACCGCCUACAGGACCAAAAACCAGGUGGUGACCGACACCUGAUAGGAUCGUCACCAGUUCUUCAAAAACUGGUGGAGUUUGAAGAAGGAAGCGGCAUCCCGUUCACUCACAUCCGUCUACUGGCGCGUGCCUUCACCCAUCCGCAAGUCGGCAAAAAUAACCUAACGCUCGGUGAUAACCAGCGUCUUGAGUUCCUUGGUGACUCCGUGCUACAGUUUGUUGUCUCGGUAUUUCUCUACCAGCACUUUCCAGACCACCACGAAGGACACCUCACGCUCUUACGGAGCUCGUUAGUGAACAGUCGCAGCCAAGCCGAGAUCGCUCGCCAGCUUAACCUCCAAGAAUUCAUCAAUACCGGACCCACGGGGGUCAAGAAUGUGCGAGAGAAAAUGCUAGCAGACGUUCUUGAAGCUUUGAUUGCCGCCGUGUUCGUGGACAAGGGACUAAGACACGUGGAGGUUUUCUGCCGCGUUUGCUUCUUCUCCAGACUCGAGGAUAGCAUUGUUAACCAGGAGUGGAUCGACUCCAAGUCACAGCUACAGCAAUGCUGUCUGGCCAUGCGGACUGAGGGGAAAUCCCCGGACCUACCCAUAUAUAGGAUUCUACAGGACGCCGGUCCAGCUCAUCACAAGAAGUACCAAGUUGGCGUGUACUUCCAGGGCACGCGAUGCGGCAAGGGCGAAGGAUCCAGCAUUCACCAAGCAGAGAUGGCCGCUGCUAAGGAUGCCCUGGAGUCCAGGUAUUUUCCCGAGCAUGCGCGGCAGAAACACCUCCUUGACCGCAAAUACAAGGACAAGCGAGCGAGCCAUCCAAGCCCACGUCGCGAUGAUACCUCGGCUAAUCACCAUGGUUUUCGGCGGGCACCGGACGGCUGUCGUAGACGUGACGGAAAUGCCCCUUUCCAGGACAACACGAGGACAAGCGUGGAAAGUCCUCGUCGAUGUAACACUCUCACCGACAGUCCACUGCGAGCACGAUCGGGGAGUCAUCGAAUGACUUCGGAUUCUCGUCGUAGCUCGGCCGAAGACUUUCAUCGGGGCUCGUCAAGCUCGCGGAAAUCCAAGGAUAGGGAUUUAUCAGAUCCUGAAGACGGCUGGGUGGAUAUAGAUCUCAGCGAAAUGCACAGCGACGCAUCUAGAGACUAGGGGUUUCAACUGCUGUAAUUGCAUAGAAAGCGGGCAAGGCUUUUAAGCCUAGAGCAACCUUAAAAAAUAGAUGGUAUCUACCCCAGUUAUAAAUGAUCAAUUUUGUAACAUGUUUAAGUACGCACUGGAAGUAUCAACAGGCUAAAAACGCAUUAACGCAAACUUCAACGAAAACAGGUCCACAGAGCGACUUGGUAUAUUCUUUUUUGUGGUAGGGAUUGUAUCACAUCGGGAUUUGGAAAAAGAAAAUUCUUGUCCAAACAGGUCAAAAGCAAAAUUUGCUUCUUUUCUAUUAUCUUAACUUAUCCAACUUAAUAACUACAACUACAUACUUAACCUUACAAUAUUUUCGCGCUAACAAUACAGGACCUUAAAGCCACACCGGAGGGCUGACUGAAACCUCAACCGUUAAGAGACAAAAGAAUCUUUUAGAAUCGUCCUCAAAGAAACGUCCAAUAGACACACUGCUUCUACAAUUUAGAAAUAUUCUUCGCGUUUUCAUAAAAAAAUAUCGGAGAUUGUUACGUAGUCGACCCGGAUGUAGGUGGUGACAAUGCGGCUUUAACCCUCUUUUUUGCUAAAGAGACCUUUUCUAUAUAAAAAACAACGCUUUCUUCGGCUUAUGGUAGGACGAACGUUAUAGUCGUUAAUUAGCUUACGAGAAUCAUCAGAUUUAAUUGACGCGAUCUUCCUAACAAGGAGGAUCCUGUCUCCCUCUGAAGUACACUCAUCUCUAUGCCUCGUAUUUUUGCUAGUGAAGAGGAUUUCAACCAAGUAGUUUUGAUAGUUCUACCGUCGCACCUUAAGAUUUUUGUAUUUUUUUUUUUAUUGUCUGGAUUUUGAACUACUCUAGAAACUACAUACGUUAACACAUGCAAACAGGGGGUCCCAGGUCGAUUGAAUUUUAAGUACACACGAGACGGUUGAGUUUCUAAUAGUGUGAUAUAUACAUUGUUAUUAGUGAUCGAAAGUGGACCCAUAUAUGUUUGAUAGGCCACAAGGCCUGUCGUAAGUUGACGACUUUGUGCCUUGAUUUAUACAGAUAUUUUAGAAGGCUGUUUCUUUGCGAGUUAUAAAUUAUGAUAUACAGCAUGUAAUAAUGCAAGAAAAAACAGCCCGAGUGGUUGCCUGUUGUAUUAUUUUAAGUUAGGUUAAUUUGAUAGAUUCAGUAUUAUUGAUGUAGAUGUUAAUAUAUUUGUCUUGUAAAGAUGAGUCUAAAUUAUUUAUUUACAAUCGAACUAACUUGAAUAAUAUAUUUUCGACUAA